CGUAGACAUCAAAAUUCAUCGGACGCUGUGGCUUUUAUAUAAAUGUAGCUCCAAUGUUUUCUUCAGUUUAGUGAAGCGAUUGAUGUGAAUAAAAUAGUACCGAAUAUACUUAGUCAACGCGGCGGUAUAUGCAUUUGUGAUUUGAACUGUGUAACUGCAUAAGGUUGGAGGCUAGAAUUCGUUCCAUGUUGACUUGAGUGCUUCGCAAUUAAAAACGGAAUCGCGCAGAAUUUUUGGGUGGCAGCACUGAUGAAGGAACUUCCCCCAUUAGUUUGACAGAUAAAGAAAGUUCGAACGAAAAUGAGUAAAACUACAUUUUUAGUGGUCAUAGCACUAGUCAACGUAUGCAGCACUUUAGGUACGGAAAGAACAGUUUACCGGGCAGGUGACGAGUUGGUGGAAAUAACUCGUAGCAAAGUGGCGAUUAAUUCACCGCUAAAUUCUUAUUAUGCGUACAGUAGUGGAUCGCAGCAUGCUCAAGGAUGCGGACGAAACCCAUGCGGUGUAGGAGCAGUGUGUCAGGAAACUACUGGAGGAAGACCUGUGUGUUCGUGUCCCGUUGGAUACAGUGGAAAUCCUCUAACAAACUGCAGAAGAUCUGAAUGUUUGGACCACACCGAAUGUCGGGGAGAUCAAGCCUGUCGGAAUGGGAAUUGUGUAAACCCUUGCUCAGGAGUAUGCGGCCUUAAUGCAAAUUGUGAUGUCAGAAAUCACGUUCCUGUAUGUAGCUGUCCUAGAAAUAUGGCCGGAGAUCCAUUUGUGAGCUGCCGUCUCAGGGACCCAGAGGAACAAUGCCGCCCUAGUCCAUGUGGAUCGAAUACCAAAUGUGAAGUAAUAAAUAAUGUUCCAACAUGUUCUUGCUUAUCAGGCUAUAUUGGUUCCCCCUUGACAGGAUGUCGUCAUGAAUGCGAAACCGACGCAGAAUGCGGAGGACUGGAAUUUUGUUUGAAGUUUAAGUGUUCAAAUGCAUGCUCACAAUGUGGCAAGGGAGCCACAUGUGCACGAGUAACAAAUCAUCGAUCAGUUUGCGAGUGCCCAAAAGGCUACAUAGGUAGUCCCUAUACAGAAUGCAGGGCCGAAUGUUAUGGCGACAUUGACUGUCCAGCAGGUAGACCUGCAUGUAUUUAUGGGGUUUGUAAGAACCCGUGUGAUGGAUCAUGUGGAGUAAAUGCAGAUUGUAACCUUCGCGGCCUCACGCCAGUGUGCAGUUGUCCACGUGAUAUGACAGGGGACCCCUUUGUAAGCUGUCGACCAUUCACGAAAGAAGAUUUGUGUAUUCCAAAUCCAUGUGGAACAAACGCAGUUUGCACUCCAGGAUACGAUCGAACCAACCGUGAACGACCAGUGUGUACUUGUCCACCAGGAUAUACAGGAAACGCGUUAUCGAAUUGUGUUAGAGGUGAAUGCCAAAGUGAUAGCGAUUGCGCGGAUCAUAGAGCAUGUAUUAAUUAUCAAUGCGUCGAUCCAUGUCUGGGUCAAUGUGGAACAGGGGCACAAUGUCAAGCUAAAAGACAUUUGGCUAUAUGUACCUGUCCAGCAGGCACAGAUGGAGAUGCAUUAGUGGCUUGUAGAUUUACAAAAAGCUACCCUGUUGCUCGUUAUCACUAAGAUACGAUGAUUGAUAAAUUAUGUUUCAGUUACGCUAAUAUUCUUCUAAAAUAAUAUUCUUAUUAAAAAUCAUUUCAGAUUCCUUACAAUAAAGUGUAUUUGUGGAUUUUU
Molecule: messenger RNA, 1719 nt
Organism: Armigeres subalbatus
Lineage: Eukaryota; Metazoa; Arthropoda; Insecta; Diptera; Culicidae
Gene: aspr
Product: slit homolog 1 protein
Exons: 10
Coding region: 301-1608 (435 amino acids)
Source: RefSeq, a predicted model, not a curated record